UCUGAGUUACACGCGCACCACACUCCUAGCACAAGGCGCCCACCAAUGUCCCGUAACACCUCACAGAAAAAGCGAAAACAAACUGUCAUCAUCUCAAGCGAUGAGGACGAAUCUGACUCGCGUCCGCCUCCAAAGAAGAAACUAGCCGCUAUCGCGAAGUCUGUACCGAAGGCAGUCCCGUCAGCGUCGACCUCGAAGAUACCAGCCAAAGGAAAGGACAGGGGAGAGAACGCGGAACCGGCCGCCAAAACUUUCAAUUGGGCCGCUGCAAAAGCCGCAAAGUUAGCUGGACCAUCCGCCCCUGGUUCGAAACAGGUCCCCGAGCCCAAGUCGUCCAACUGUCUCGAGGGACUAGCCUUUGUCUUUACCGGCGAACUCAGCAGUUUUUCCAGGGAUGAAGCAAUAGACUUGGCGAAGCGAUUUGGGGGUCGCGUCGUAGGGCAGCCUUCAUCAAAGACAUCGUUUGUCGUCUUGGGUGACAAUGCCGGUCCUUCGAAGCUUAAUGCGAUCAAAAAGCACCAGCUCAAGACGCUCUCCGAGGACGAGUUCCUUCAUCUAAUUGCUACUCGCGAAGGACCAGGUGGACCAGGCGGUGAUGAGUUAGACCAAAAGACCAAGAAGAAGAUGGCAAAAGAACAAGAAACGAUCAAACAGGCUGCGAAGGAGCUCGAGCGGAGGGAGAAACAAGCAUCGAAGGACGCCGGUGAAUCUGGCAGCUCCAAAACCGACAUCUCGAACCAGUUAUGGACAACGAGAUACGCUCCUCAGUCAUUAAAGGAAAUCUGCGGUAACAAAGGACAGGUCGAAAAAUUACAGCAAUGGCUUCACGACUGGUCAAGUAGUUUGAAGUGUGGUUUUAAAAAGCCCGGGAAAAACGCUAUGAAUGUCUAUCGCGCAGUAAUGAUCACUGGCCCGCCUGGCAUAGGUAAGACUACCAGUGCACAUCUUUGCGCCAAGCUCGAAGGCUUCACGCCCAUCGAACUUAAUGCGAGUGACGCGCGCAGCAAAAAGUUAGUGGAGAGCGGUAUGAACAUCAGCAACUUGUCAUUAGACGGAUGGAUGGGUGGAAAUGAUGCGACAAACGCAGCAGGAGUCAGAAUCACCAACAAGACAUGUCUCAUCAUGGAUGAAGUCGACGGCAUGUCCGCUGGCGACAGGGGUGGCGUUGGCGCUCUCAACGCCUUGAUCAAGAAGACAAAAAUACCUAUUAUCUGCAUCGCUAACGAUAGAGGCGCCCAGAAGCUGAAGCCACUCGUCGCAAAUACUUUUAGCAUGCCAUUUAGACGGCCCGAGGCUCAAGCUGUCCGAUCACGCAUAAUGACGAUCGCGUACAAGGAGAAGAUGAAAAUUCCUGCGAACGUCAUCGACCAGCUCAUCACCGGCUCUCAGUCGGAUAUUCGACAAGUUUUGAAUAUGUUGUCGACGUGGCGACUAUCCAGUAGUAGCAUGGACUUUGAUGAGGCGAAGAAUCUUGCAAAGAUCAACGAAAAGUACACCAUUUUGACGCCGUUUGACGUGACGAAUAAAAUUCUUGGCCCGUACGCGUUUGGGCCGAAUGUUCGGGAGACACUGGGCGACAAGAUGGAAUUAUACUUCCAUGACCAUUCCUUCGUCCCGCUUUUCAUCCAGGAAAAUUAUCUGAAGACUCAACCUGUCAAGGUUCGGAAUCUCGAAGGGCCUCCAAAGAUGUUGAAGCAACUCGAGUUGAUGGAUCAAGCCGCAUCUUCUAUAUCUGAUGCCGAUCUUGUCGAUGCCCUGAUUCACGGGCCAGAACAACACUGGUCAUUGAUGCCAUUGCAUGCGGUGUGUUCGAUGGUGCGACCCGCUUCAUUUCUGUUUGGUCCAGGCGGCGGAUAUGGCGGUCAAAACCCAAUGACAUUCCCUCAGUGGCUAGGACAAAAUUCGAAACAGAACAAACUUAAUCGACAACUGGGAGACGUACAGGUCCGAAUGCGACUCAAAGUCUCGGGGGACAAGCACGAAAUCCGCCAGUCGUACAUCCCUGCACUGUACCCUCACAUCGUUAAGCCACUGAUCGAUGAGGGCGCGGCUGCUGUCGAUGACGUCAUCGAACGAAUGGAUGAGUAUUAUCUUUCCCGUGAAGACUGGGACACUGUCAUUGAGCUCGGCGUGGGCACGCAGAAAGAUGACAUUGUUAACAAGCUCAUCAAACCUGCGACCAAGACAUCGUUUACCAAAAAGUACAACAGCACGGAACAUCCAAUACCCUUUCACAAAGCAACAGACCUCGGGAAAGUACCCAAGAAACUCUCAGGAGGCCCCGCGCCUGAUCUAGAGGACGUUUUUGAUUUAGAUGAUGAAGUUGUUGAUGUGUCCGAUGACGAGAAGAAGAAAGUCAAGGAUGAGGAUGAGGUCGCCGCUGAUAAGCUGUUCCAGGCUAGUAAGCCCAGAACCCAGAGUCGGAAGGGUAAGACGACUACUGUCAAAGGCAAGAAGGCUCAGAACUUUAUGUGAUUUAUUUAUCGUGGACUUAUAAUGAGCGGCUCUUCAUGGGGUGCUGAUUUGUUUUCAUUGCAAAGACGACACAGUUGCACAUGCGGGGAGGACUCAAUUCAGCAUGCUGAAAGGCCAGAUUCGCGUCAUAACAUACCCAAUAAGGCUAACUCCCAUGAUACCACCCACUACCUUGGAGUUUAUUACCUUUCACUCAUCCCUUCUUUCAGUCCUCUGUCGUGUUCACUCCAUUGGAACGCCCUCGGAGAUGUAUUGACAGCCCUGGCUACGAGCUAAAUCCCAGCGAGUACUG
Molecule: messenger RNA, 2767 nt
Organism: Suillus bovinus
Lineage: Eukaryota; Fungi; Basidiomycota; Agaricomycetes; Boletales; Suillaceae
Product: purine nucleotide binding protein
Exons: 17
Coding region: 46-2475 (809 amino acids)
Biological process (GO): DNA replication; DNA repair
Cellular component (GO): nucleus; DNA replication factor C complex
Molecular function (GO): ATP hydrolysis activity; DNA binding; DNA clamp loader activity
Source: RefSeq, a predicted model, not a curated record